AUGCCCAGCCUGAUAUGGCUCCUCCUUCUCUUCAUCACCCUUACAACAGCCUGCCCCUCCCCAAACCACACCCUCCACCUCCAAAACCGCUCCCCUUGGUUCUCCAUCGGCAACUCUCACGGAACCGAACCCUACUCCAACAACGCCUGGCCACCCCACACCGCCGCCCCAUGGGACCGCCCCCUCUGUUAUUGCUUCGUCAAGCAAACCGACUACACCGCGCUCAACAACCUCCUCAAGUCCGCCAUCAAACUCUGGGAACCCGCCAUGACGCCGUACUCCUCCCUGAAAAUCAUCCCCGACUGCGGCCGCGCCAAAGUAGACUGUCUCUGCGAGAAAGCCGCCCCGGACUCACUGCACAUCUCAGACGUCGACCCUUCCGACGGGAAUGUGCAUGGGAUGACGACGGUGGGGUAUUGGCAUCAGAGGCCGGAGCAGCACACGAGAGGAAGACACAUCAUCGCGUUCGAGAGGCUGGAGAAUCGAAACGACCCUUCCAAGCCCGGACCCUACGAUGUCGCUACGCUGGCGCAUGAGAUCGGACAUGCCUUAGGCCUCGAGCAUGAACACACGCGGCCCGAUCGGGAUGAGUAUAUCUCUUUCUACUGUAACAACCUCCGCGACUACGAAGACGUCAAGCGCCGCAUCCAGCAAUCAGGCUCCGGCGACACAAUCCAAAAAGCCUGCACCGACCACGCCACCGCCCACAAAUACUCCUUCUCCGCCUUCGCCUUCCUCAAAACCCCCACCCGCGCCCCCUCAAUCGGGCAAUUCGCUUGGUCAGGCAAAACUUUCGACUUCGAAAGCCUCAUGAUCUACGGCUCCUACGAAGGCGCCACCAUCCCCAGCGGCCAAAACGACAAAUCCAAAACCGUCAUGCUCAAACACCCCCGCAGUAAGACCUGGCGCGCAAACCCCGGUUUGGAAGAGGAGUUCUUCGGGGGCGGUUAUGCAGAGGCGGUGAGGAGGAAGCCUUCAGAGGGUGAUCUCGCCAGAGUCGCGCAGUUGUAUCCGAACUAUGGGCCGAAGGAUAAGGGGGAUCCCGGGGAUGCGAGGGCGGGGCAGGAGAAGUGGGCGGGGACGAGUGGGGGUUUGGAGGGGAGGGGGUGGAUGGUGGCGGUGGAGACGGGGCGCGGGAUGUGA
Molecule: messenger RNA, 1143 nt
Organism: Zasmidium cellare ATCC 36951
Lineage: Eukaryota; Fungi; Ascomycota; Dothideomycetes; Mycosphaerellales; Mycosphaerellaceae
Exons: 2
Coding region: 1-1143 (380 amino acids)
Biological process (GO): proteolysis
Molecular function (GO): zinc ion binding; metalloendopeptidase activity
Source: RefSeq, a predicted model, not a curated record